Molecule: messenger RNA, 1577 nt
Organism: Tupaia belangeri chinensis (Chinese tree shrew)
Lineage: Eukaryota; Metazoa; Chordata; Mammalia; Scandentia; Tupaiidae
Gene: KCTD2
Product: potassium channel tetramerization domain containing 2
Exons: 8
Coding region: 1-630 (209 amino acids)
Biological process (GO): proteasome-mediated ubiquitin-dependent protein catabolic process; protein homooligomerization
Cellular component (GO): cytoplasm; Cul3-RING ubiquitin ligase complex
Molecular function (GO): cullin family protein binding
Source: RefSeq, a predicted model, not a curated record
AUGUGCCAGAGAACCAAGCCCUACACGGACUACGCCAAGUUCGCCGCACUGGGACUGAACGAGGCUCGGUUUGCGGCCGCGCACUUCGUGACCACCAGACAGACCCUAGGCCGGGAGCCCAAGUCUUUCCUCUGCCGCCUCUGCUGCCAGGAGGACCCGGAGCUGGACUCGGACAAGGACGAGACGGGGGCCUAUCUGAUUGACAGGGACCCUACCUACUUUGGUCCUAUCCUAAACUACCUCCGCCAUGGGAAACUCAUCAUUACUAAGGAGUUGGCAGAAGAAGGUGUGCUGGAAGAAGCGGAGUUUUACAACAUUGCAUCUCUCGUGCGGCUGGUUAAGGAAAGGAUACGGGACAAUGAGAACAGAACUUCACAAGGCCCGGUGAAGCACGUGUACAGAGUCCUGCAGUGUCAGGAGGAGGAGCUCACCCAAAUGGUCUCCACCAUGUCUGAUGGUUGGAAAUUUGAGCAGCUCAUCAGCAUCGGCUCUUCCUAUAACUAUGGAAAUGAGGACCAGGCAGAAUUCCUCUGCGUCGUCUCCAGAGAGCUAAAUAAUUCUACCAACGGCAUCGUCAUCGAGCCGAGCGAGAAGGCAAAGAUUCUUCAGGAGAGAGGAUCUCGGAUGUAGAUCAAGAAUCUGGAACUCCAGAGCCUGAAGGUCGAGAGUGCGACCCUGCCGAGCGCCUCUGUGAAGUGCAGCCACGCUCCUGUACAGUGACCAAGCGCUGCAAAGCCCCGCUGAGCCUGGCCCCCACUGGAGAGGUGUUCUGGGCAGAGCCAAGGAUCCCCCACCCCAGGACUCCAAGGACAGAGGCAGCCACUGGCUGCAGACACCUUUCCAGAAACCCGCUUUGUUUUCACAGCCGAUCUUUACUAGAGCAGCUGGGCUGGGUUUCCCGUUGGAGCCUUUUAGGGAUCUGGGGAAGGAGAGAGGAAGGCCUCGCUCCUUGGAACAACCUGGACUUCAGGGAAGCUGGAGCCGAGGAAGGAGGAGCGUCCUGAGCUGUGCCAUGUCGGGCGUGAGCAGCUGCUUCGGAACACUGUCCCCUCCUGCACACCCUCAAGUUCACGCAACAGAUGCAAAGGGUCCUAGCUUCAGCUUGUGGCACUGAGGCUUGGGAAAGGAGUAGAGUUGCCGGAAUACCCACAUUCCUGGGAGCAGAGCUCUCUGAGGAAAGGAGGAUGGGGUGUCCUUCGUGAUUGGAGUUUGGCGAGCGCGGCUCCUGACUCGGGGCACGUAGCUCACCUCACACAGCUUGGCCUCGCUGGUGUCCAGUGGCUGGGACCCUCCACACAGCUUGCUUUCUCCCUAGGAGGAGAUGUGACGUGGGGGGCAUCCUGCCCCACGUGAUCGGUCAGAUGGACAGAUGGGAGCUUUAGAUGUUCUAACUGCUUCUGCAGCCUUUUCUUACCACCCGCUGGUCCCGUCUUCCUUCCCUGGCUUUGUAAGCGGGACCAAAGAUAAAGGGACAUUGUGGACCCUCUGGUGGCUUGGGGUGGAGAAAGCUGUUUGAAAGUUGCCAAAUGUAUAAUGUUGUAUCUAAAGAGUUAUUAUUGUCUCUUGACACGCCUUGA